Sinocyclocheilus anshuiensis is the source of this 1154-nucleotide messenger RNA. Its product is annotated as mimitin, mitochondrial-like. Lineage: Eukaryota; Metazoa; Chordata; Actinopteri; Cypriniformes; Cyprinidae. Gene Ontology annotation, biological process: mitochondrial respiratory chain complex I assembly. The transcript has 2 exons. Gene Ontology annotation, cellular component: mitochondrion. The record is from RefSeq and is a predicted model, not a curated record. The annotation marks the transcript as partial.
UGGAUCAGGGGCAGACGGAAGCAGCCACCUACAAUAGAGGAGUUGCUACAGAACGAACGUUACAGGGAGCAGAUUAAAGUCAGAGCUAUAGAGGCAGAGGAGAAGGAUAAAGCCCUGCAGGCCAAAGAGUAUGAGGAAGGUUUGGUGGCCCGACCUGUUCAGACUCAGGUCAAAGGUCAUGCUUCUGCCACACAGUUUGAACAGACUGAAUUCAGUGAGGACCCCGUAAGCACUGCCAACACAUUCCAGCCUGGGUCCUGGACACCUCCAGGAAGCAAAAAAUAGGUUUAUGUGAAACCUCCUUUGCUGUCUUCAAGUAAAUUUGCAAUUUAAGUGAAAUAGUAGUUCUGCUGAUUUUCACUGCAUCUCAGCACUUCUUGAUAUAAAUUCAGUACUGGUUUUCUUGAGACAAUUGAAAAGCUCUGCAUGUAAUGACUGGUUAGCUUGCUAUUAUUUUUCAGGUUUAAAGGAAUAUUUUACCCAGAAAUUAAACAUUUCUGAAAAUGUACACACCCUCAGGCUUUCCAAGAUGUAGGUGGUUUCUUCAGCCAAACAGAUUUGGAGAAUUUGGAGUCCAAAGAGCUGAUGAAAACAUGACAAUAUAACAUCGCAAAGGUCUUGUGAAUUGAAAAGCUCAGCAUUGAGAUGUUUUUAACUUCAAACUGUUGCUUCCAGCUAAAUUACAAGUCCUCUAUCCAUAAUAUUGCCUUCUCCGUGUCUAAAUCAAGAGCCAAAGCAGUUCUGAACAAAUAUGUUGGUCGAUUUUGAUGUGAGAGGAUGACAGGGGAUGGCUUUUUUCACUGGAGGAAGCAUUAUUAUUGAUUCUAGACUUUAAAGUGAAAACUUCAAAGUUAAAUGAUGGAUGUUAACUUACAAACAUGCAGCUUUUCACUUCACAAGACAUUAAUUGAUGGGCUGGAGUCAUGUCAAUUAUGUGCAUUAUUAUUUAGUUUUUCCUCUCAUUCUCACGGAACCUAUCACUGUACAGGAUCAACUGGAUAGGAAUGUGAUGUAAUGCUACAUUUCUCCAAAUCUGGUCCGAUGAAGAAACAAACUCAUCUACAUCUUAGAUGGCCUGAGGGUUAGUAAUGUUAAUGUUUGGGUGAACUAUUCCUUUCAAAUCACUGAAAUGGAUUGUAAAAUGAUGUAAAGAA